Messenger RNA from Musca domestica (house fly), 400 nucleotides. RefSeq lists its product as uncharacterized. Bases 26 to 400 code for a protein of 124 amino acids. NCBI's taxonomy places the organism in Eukaryota, Metazoa, Arthropoda, Insecta, Diptera, Muscidae. The record is from RefSeq and is a predicted model, not a curated record. The transcript is spliced from 2 exons.
UUCCCGAGAAAACACUAAUUCAAAAAUGAAAUUUAUUUUGCCAAUUUUCUUAAUUCUAUCAGUGAUCGCAUUUGGAUCGCUGCAUGCAGCCAAGGUGUGUGUGACAACUGCAACAAAUUGCAAUGGUAAUGUUAGUGUUUGUGGCCGCUAUGGUCGCUCUAGAUUGUGUAAAAAAUUCCAAAAUAGUUGUGCUUUCCAGACAGCAAAUUGCAGCGAUAACAUUGGCUACACUAUUGUAAAUUCGUCCUAUUGCACGGGUAUUCCGCUAAAUCAACGUAGAAUGUGUAAUGGUAUGUCGAGUUCCACAAAUGGAUUAUGGGGCACAACAAGCAGUUUAUGGGGUUCAUCAAACAACAACAAUAAUAAUGUACAACCCAUUGUUAUUAACCGAGGAAAAUAG